Molecule: messenger RNA, 1579 nt
Organism: Scomber japonicus (chub mackerel)
Lineage: Eukaryota; Metazoa; Chordata; Actinopteri; Scombriformes; Scombridae
Gene: ldah
Product: lipid droplet associated hydrolase
Exons: 7
Coding region: 58-1014 (318 amino acids)
Biological process (GO): lipid storage
Cellular component (GO): lipid droplet
Molecular function (GO): lipase activity
Source: RefSeq, a predicted model, not a curated record
UACAGAUGGAGAAGACGUCGUAUUCACUUUUUAAAUCUUUCUAAGAGAGCUGUUGAGAUGGAGAACAUGGGGACAGACUGCAGGGAUAAACCACAAACUGACUUCAUCUACUGUUGUGGAGCCAUCACAGAGGUUCUUAAAUUUGGUUCCUGUCAGUUACACUCUGGACAUAAAGUGCUUUUUCUCAUCAUUCCUGGUAACCCAGGUGUAGUGGGCUUCUACAGAACCUUCAUGCAAACACUUCAUAGUAUGUUUGGCUACCGUUACCCUGUUUGGGCCGUAAGCCACGCGGGUCACUGUUCACCCCCAGACUCCAUGGACAUGGUGGAAGAUGCUUCCUCGGCUACAGACAGGGACGUGUUUGGUUUGAACGGGCAAAUUGAACACAAGCUGGCAUUCCUCAGGGAACAUGUUCCUAGAGACACAAACCUGGUGCUGGUGGGACACUCCAUCGGCUGCUACAUUAUUUUGGACAUGAUGAAGAGAGACCCUGAACUCAAGGUUUUAAAGGCUGUUAUGUUGUUCCCCACCAUUGAGCGCAUGGCCCAGACUCCACAGGGCAAAGUCAUGACCCCUGUGCUGUGUCACAUGCGUUAUGUGGCCUACCUGCCCCUCUUCCUGCUCUCUCUGCUGCCAGAGGGAUUCAAAAGCAGCUUGAUUAAACUGGUGUUUGGUGGCAUUCCCUCUCUGGACCACACUGUAGUGCAGCCUACUGUAAGCUUACUCAGUGGAGACAGUGCAGCCAAUGCUAUGUACAUGGGGGGUCAGGAAAUGAGGAAAGUUCUGGAAAGAGACAACAUAACCAUCAAGAAAAACCUUGAAAAGCUUAUAUUUUAUUAUGGAGCUACAGACCACUGGUGUCCUGUACAGUAUUAUCAUGAAAUCAAACAGGACUUCCCAAGAGGAGAUUUCAGAUUGUGUGAAAACGGGUUCCGCCACGCCUUUGUCCUGGAUGCAGGGAGACAAGUCGCCAAAAUGGUGGUGGAAUGGAUCCGAGGAGUUUUGAGGACAUGAGUUCUUUAUCCUCUGUUUCCAUCCUCUGCUCUUCCUGUCCAAGAAGAACAUGAUGUCCUGACCGAUCAGCAAGGUUCAGUGGGCCAAAGUGAGAAGGCUUUUUCUUUCAGAAAAAAUCAUGAAAAUGAAAGCCACAUGCUGGAAAAAUAUGAGAUAUUAUUUUAAUAUAUUUUAUUUAUAUGAUUCUAUACUUUUAUUCCAAAUUUGUACACUAAUAUCUAACCUAACGCUGACAUGACAAUUGAUAUAAAGUACUUUUACUCAGAAGUGAUAUCCACUUAAACUAACAAACAAGUGCAAAUAUGCAAUGUGCAAAAGAUUCAUUGAAGAUGAUUAUGCUGGACGAACCAAGAAUAAUCUCAUUUUUCAAGAAAUAUUUCAAUUUAUUUUCCUACAAAUAGGAAACUGAUGGACAAAUAUGAUGUCUGAUACUUUUACUUAUACUUUGGGUUAUGCACUGAAACCUGAAAUGAACAAAACUAAAUGGACUAACUUGGAUUUGAAGCACAGACAUUGUAACCACUCUGCUGAACAAGAAAUGAUGAGAGAUAUAAUAAAUAACAGA